GCAGCAUCAUAAUCCUUCUUUUCCGCAUUUGUACCUCGUGGAAGGAGGACAUAUUUGUGUCUGAAGAUGUCUCAUCGUAAGUUUUCUGCGCCACGCCAUGGCUCCAUGGCUUUUUACCCGAAGAAGCGUGCUUCUCGACACCAGGGUAGAAUAAAGGCAUUCCCGAAGGAUGACCCCACGAAGCCGGUCCAUCUGACCGCGUUCCUGGCCUACAAAGCCGGCAUGACGCAUAUUGUACGUGAAGCCGACCGACCGGGCUCAAAGAUCAACAAGAAGGAGGUUCUGGAAGCGGUUACCAUCCUUGAAACGCCGCCCCUCGUGGUCGUUGGAGCCGUUGGCUACAUCGAAACUCCCUUCGGACCACGUGCUCUUUGCCACGUUUGGGCCCAGCAUUUGUCGGAAGAGUGCCGUCGUCGCUUCUACAAGAACUGGCAUGCGAGCAAGAAGAAGGCCUUCACAAAGGCUUCGAAGAAGUGGACUGACGAUCUGGGCAAGAAGUCGAUCGAGGACACUUUCAAGAAGAUGGUUCGCUACUGCAAGUUCAUCCGUGUCAUCGCUCACUCGCAGAUCCGGUUGAUCAAACAAGGCCAGAAGAAGGCUCACAUUAUCGAGAUCCAGCUGAACGGUGGAACGGUCGAGGAUAAGGUUAACUGGGUUAAGGAGCAUCUGGAAAAGCCAUUCCCGGUUUCGCAAGUGUUCUCGCAGGACGAGAUGGUUGACUGCGUGGCUGUAACGAAGGGUAAGGGCUUCAAGGGUGUGACUAGCCGUUGGCACACGAAGAAGCUACCGCGCAAGACGCACAAGGGUUUGCGUAAGGUUGCUUGUAUCGGCGCUUGGCAUCCAUCCCGUGUCGCCUUUACCGUUGCUCGCGCCGGUCAGAAGGGCUACCAUCACCGCACGGAGCUAAACAAGAAGAUCUACCGCAUCGGAGCCGGUAUUCACUCCAAGGAUGGAAAGGUUGUCAAGAACAGUGGAACCACUGAGUACGAUAAUACCGAGAAGACGAUCACGCCGAUGGGUGGCUUCCCGUUCUAUGGAGAGAUCAACCAGGAUUUCCUGAUGAUCAAGGGAUGCUGCAUUGGCGCCAAGCGUCGCGUCAUCACGCUGCGCAAGUCGCUCCUGGUGCAUACCAAGCGCUCGGCUCUGGAGCAGAUCAAACUCAAGUUCAUCGACACCUCGUCGAAGGUGGGUCAUGGUCGCUUCCAGACGCCGGCUGACAAGCGCGCCUACUACGGUGUGCUCAAGAAGGACCGCAUUCGCGAGGAAAAGGCCCAGGCUGCGGCCGCUGCUGCUGCCGCCGCCGCUGCCAAGCCAUCGGCUUAAAAAGUGGAAAAGAUGCAAUUUACUUCUUCAUGUAUGUUGCCUGAUAUUUGGAAAAUAAACUCCAAUUUAUGCUCUUUGUUAUAAUGUAAAGAGCAUUCAUGAAA
Molecule: messenger RNA, 1427 nt
Organism: Anopheles bellator
Lineage: Eukaryota; Metazoa; Arthropoda; Insecta; Diptera; Culicidae
Gene: RpL3
Product: large ribosomal subunit protein uL3
Exons: 6
Coding region: 67-1323 (418 amino acids)
Biological process (GO): translation; ribosomal large subunit assembly
Cellular component (GO): ribosome; cytosolic large ribosomal subunit
Molecular function (GO): structural constituent of ribosome; RNA binding
Source: RefSeq, a predicted model, not a curated record